This is a messenger RNA of Galendromus occidentalis (western predatory mite), 1354 nucleotides long. It is a transcript of the gene Daao1, whose product is annotated as D-amino acid oxidase 1. Bases 11 to 1045 code for a protein of 344 amino acids. The record is from RefSeq and is a predicted model, not a curated record. Gene Ontology annotation, cellular component: cytoplasm. The transcript is spliced from 7 exons. Gene Ontology annotation, biological process: D-amino acid catabolic process. Gene Ontology annotation, molecular function: D-amino-acid oxidase activity; FAD binding. Lineage: Eukaryota; Metazoa; Arthropoda; Arachnida; Mesostigmata; Phytoseiidae.
CGGCUUCGAAAUGUUCCCGCAGGAUGACAAGUCUGCCGUGCGCGUUGCAAUUGUCGGUGGUGGAAUUUCUGGCAUGAGCACGGCACUGUGCGCCAUCGAGGACGGCGUUCUGAAUGCGAGCCAAACCACCAUUAUCGCCGAAAAGGUAUACUCCGAGAUUACCUCGUACAUCGCUGCCGGUCUCUUCCGUCCGGAUGAAGACGUCGCGCCUGAUCUCGACACGGCCGAAAGGUGGUACCGAGACACUUUCGAACGGUGGAGCGAUCUAGAAAAACUGAACAUCCCGCACAUAACCGGCGUGAAAAAAUUGCCAGGAUAUUCGCUCAGUUCUUUCAGUGCGGAAGCCACGUCGAACAGAGUAUGUGAUCGUAUCUUCCCUGACAUCCGGAGUAUGACAGCAGACGAAUUGAAGAAAUUUCCGCGGCAAUAUAAGUACGGUGUCUACCACACGACGUUCGUAGCAGAUCCGCAGAAGUACUUGCCAUACCUGGAGGAUCAGUUGAGACAGCGGGGAGUUCGAUUCCUUCAAUACCGCGUCGACGACCUGGCUGACUUGGCUGAGCGCUUCGAUAUCGUGGUAAAUUGCUCCGGUCUGGGUGCGAAACACUUGGCCAAGGACAACCGUGUCGUCCCUAUACGAGGACAGGUGGUGAAGGUACGGAACAAGCCGGAAGUCACCCAUUUUUAUUAUGCUGACGAUUAUUACAUCCUACCGGGAGUGGAUUGGGUGACCCUGGGCGGCACGCGAAACUUCGCCAACUCAGACUUGAGAGUGUCGAAAUGCGACCGCGAGAAUAUUCUCAGAGGAUGCCAACAGAUUCUCCCUUUGCUCAAGGCGAACGAAGAAAUCGCGGACAUGGUCGGUCUGAGACCGUACAGAUCCCCCGUGCGGGUCGAGGCUGUGAAAUUUCCCAAUUCGGACUCUUGGCUGGUGCACAACUACGGGCACGGGGGUCAGGGUGUCAAUCUAUCGUGGGGUACGGCACGCGAGGCAACGCGUCUCAUCCGCGCCUGUUUGAAGAAUCCUCUCAAAUCGAGACUCUGAGAAGCCCACGUGUGCGUUCCGACUCAUUUUCCGCCCGAACGAUUUGAAGGCGUCUGCAGAGAUGAUGAUCGAUCCCGGGAUAGCCCGACGACCAUCAUUCCAGUCUUCGUCACCGUCGACAGGCUCACUGUCCAUUGAGACGGGAGCACCGAACGAUAUCCGCGUAACUGGAAAGGGAGCAGUGAACUCCGAUUCGGACUACGAUAGAAGAUAUCGAACGUUCGGGAAGGGAGGAAACGUUUAAAUUUCGGGAGGUUUCGCCGACGUUGAGAAUCAUCUACUAAGAGGAAAGUCGAGAGUCGGAACAGA